AUGAAAAUCCCAGAAGUCAUCGUUAAGGAGUUUAAGAGAAUUUCUUUUGCGUUGGCUGAAGACGAAGCUUUAUUCGAGCAAUUGAAAAGCUAGAGCUUAGAAUAGUUUUGGUAGAAUAUUGAUUCAAUUGUUGAUAAGAAGGGGAUUUAUAGAACAAUGGAAAGCGAUCACAUCGCUUUCUUCUUAGAUCGUUUAGAUUAGUUAUUAGAGGAAAGUAUAGAAGUUAUCAAGCGAUAUGAAGUUGGAGACGAGUACAGAUAAGAUGUCAAUAAUAAUCUUUAAGAAAAAAACCUAAAUAGCUCUGAAAAUAAAUCAACAACUACCCCUCAAACAUAAUAGCAAGCAUAAUAAAAAGAUUUAAAUGGAAAAAUGCAAGCAGAAUCUACAUUUUAGGUAGAGGAAGAAGGGAAAUCAGCUUCUAAUUAUGUAGCAGUCUCAAAGGAAUAAAAAGAUUAGGCUGAUGCAUAGAUUUUAAAAAUAUUACAGAUUGAAUCUAAAUUGCUAAAAAAGGAAUAGUAUAAAUUUUUGUAUAGAUAGCUAGAUAGAAUCUUGGAUAUUUUAAAUUGGAGUGAUUCUUUAAAGAUUAAGAGAUCUGCAUUGUAUAUCCUGUUACUUAUUGUAGUUAUUGAGGAAGGAUCUCCAAAGCAAGAACUCAUAUAUUUAAAGUAGCAACAAAUAGAUUAGAUGAGCUUCUUCGUUCGUUACUACAUUCACCAUAUUAACUCUUUCAAUGAUGGUUACACAGAAUUAUCAGGUUUAUUUAAAUUUGAUGAUGAAAGAUUUUACAAAUUGGAAAUGAUUUAUAAUCCAAAAUACAAGGCUGCUGGUAUUCUUGAUUUUGAUAAAGCACAGUAGAUUUAAAAGGAGAUUAAUGAAUAGGAAGGAUGUAAUUUAAUAGAAUAAAAACUAACCACGAUAGGAACUAGUGAGAAUUCAUCAUUAACUGAAGUUGAAUUUGAGGAUGCUACUGAUCUAGAAUAGAAGCUAAUUAAAAUUUUCUAAGACUAAUAAGAAUAAAAUUGGGAGGAAUUAUUAAAUAAAGCAAAGCAUUUUGAAUAUAUUGAAAACUCAAUAAAUACUAAGCCUCUUAACAGUUUGUCUAUUAAACCAAUUCUCCAAAAAUUAUAGGGAGACAAGUUAAUUACUUUUGAACUUAAAUAUGAUGAGUCUUUAACCCUAUAUCAAAAUGUCAAAAAAAUCUAUCAUGAAAAUAUUGGAAAGCAAUUAGAUGAUUAAAUAUGUUUAUUUGGCGGUAUUAAAGAAAGAUUGGUUAUUCUUAAAAAUCUAAAAUGCCGUGAAUCGAGAACCGAAAUUGCAAAAAUGUUUCUUCUCUCUGUUUAAGUUCUAAGUUUUUUAAUGAAGGUUACUAAGAAACAUAUGCAAUCUAUUUUUACUGAUUAACAGUUAUCAUUUGAAAAGUUUUAAAAGUCAUUUCCAAAAUAAGUUACAGAUUUAAUUCAUUUAAAUCUUGAUCCUAAACUCCAUGCUGAUGUUAUCAAAUUUAUGUUGGUAAUCAUCAAAGAAUAAAGCUAAUUGAAAAGAAUAACAGAAGAUUAUCUCACUAAAUUCUCAGAUAGUUUGAUUAUAAAAAUAUACACAGAUUGCUCUAAUUUAGAACUUUAGGAAGUUAGAGAGGAUAAUCAAUUUAUGGAAAUUGAAAAUGAGAAAGAUAAAAUGAUUAUUGAAAACGAAGAUAUUAGAUUAAGAAGCAAUCAUCAAUUCAAAAUUGUAUGCAAAGGAUAAACAGUUUAAGAAACAACUCUACUUAAUUCUAAGUUUAUUGACUAUGCUUUGACUUUUGUUAACACUCUUCUAAAAAAUCCUGAAAAUUAAGGAUAAAGCUUCUAAGAAGUUACUCCUUUUUCCAUGAAUUUUGUUUAGAUUCCAUUCCAUAAAGAAUAUUUAACUUAUAACUUAAAGCAAAUUCGUAAAGCUAUUCAUUCUCUUUCCCUAAUGAUUUAAAUUGAAGACAUACAAAGAGAAUAUAAAAUCCUAUAUAAAAUACUUGACAAAAUAGAAUAUUAUCUUGACUAAAAACCUAAAUUCUAAUGGGUUGAUGGCAAAUGGUCUCCAAUUUCACAAAAAUAAUAUGAUAUUUUCCUUGGGUAGCUAUUAAGAAUAGUGAAUUAAAUUUUUGAAAACAGCAGCAAAAGAUCUAGAAGAAUAACUCCUCAAUUAGCCAAAUAAUUAACAGAAUGUCCUAAAUUUUUUAUAAUCUUAGGAAAUUGCAUUGACAGAAUUAUAAAAGGAUACAGCGAAUAAGAAAGCUUUAAUCUAAUCCCUCCAAAUCCUACGAUCGUUCAUGAAGAAACUGAAAAAAUACUAUUAAUAGAAACAGUACAUCUUUUGAGCAACAUUAAUAAAGAAAAUCCCAAUCUCAUAGAAAAGCUUCUCGAAGAAAAGAUUAUAUAAAAAUCUAUUAAAGCUUUACAAGUUCUAGAACUUCCUCAUGAUACUAAAUCUAUUUCCUAAAUUAUUUACUUUUUAUAUCAUAUUUCUCUUAAGGAAUAAGGAAGAUCUGAAAUUAUGGAAUCGAAAUUGCUACAAAAAAUUUUCGAUGUGUUUAUUGACGAUAACUAUGCUGAAGAGUUUUAUGCAUACACAUUAAGCUCUGUGAUUGAAGCAAUAUAAAAUUAUUAUAACAAUAUUAAAGAAAUAGUAGACAUUAUAUAUGAAAAACUAAAUGAUCUCUUGACAAAUUUACGUAAAAAGUGCAUCACUUAUACAAAUUAAAUAGAAAGAUACCUGAAUGUAUAAAAUAGUGAAGAGAAUUCAAAUAUGAAUGCAGAGGAGGAUAUUAACUUUAACUAUAAAAAUGUUAUCUGUUAUCAAAUUUAUAAUGUAUGUAAAUUGAUUGAGAAGCUAAUCACAGGCAUAGAAAAUGUUUAUCCAGAUACUAAAAAUAAAUAUGCUGGAGAAUGUCUUUUAAACUAUUUAGAAAUAUUAUAAUUCCCCUUUUUGUUCCUUAUACCUUAGCGCACUACUCAUAAAACCCCAUUUUUUUCUGUAAAGACAACAUGCAAAGCAAUUUAUAACAAACUGGACCCUAAAAAUGAAGUUGAGAAAAAUAAAAUUAACAAAGUACUCGACAUCAACAUUUAGAAAAUCGAAGAACUCUUAGGUAAAAAAAUAGAAGAUGUGACUUCACUUAAUUUAGAGCUCGUUAACGAUUUAACUUCAAAGAAUUUCAUAAAAUUAGUUAAAGAAAAUAAAGAUGUUUAAUAUUAUAAGUAAAUUAAACUGUACUAAUAACUCUAAUUUUUCGAUGCUAUGAUAAAUACUUUCAGAUCACUAAGAAUUACAUCUUAAAUGAUUAACUACUAGGGAUUUGUUUAAAAAAUUUCUUGCCUAUUCCCUAUAACAUUUAAUUAAAGGUUUUAAGAGCAAUUCUCAUUUGUAAAAUAAAGAAUUACUUAUUUGCAAGAUCAAGCUUAUAACCUUCGUAAAUAAUUAGAAUAAGACAAUGAAAGUUUGAAACAUGAAUAAAAUAAUUUAGAAAAUGAAUUGAAAGAAUUCAAACUUUACUUUAAAGAAAAUAUUCUUUCAUUUAAAAAUCAUGUAAAUCACUACAGCUAUCAAAAUAUUAUUUUUUAUACCAUACUAAAGCUAGUUUAUCAAAACUACAGCUAAGUAGUAGAACUAGACUAUAAUUCUCAAACUAUUCAAGACAAUAAGCAAGAUGUGCAAAGAUUAAUAACUCUUACUAUAAAUAGUAUAGAUGCAAAUUUAAUUGACAUUAAAAUUCUUGAAAAAUAUGACAUGAAAACACUUGAAAUUUUCAGUUCUCUUGCAGGAUCCUUGGUUAUGCUAACUUAGAUCCUUUAAAUUUUUAUGAAGGACUCCAAAUUAAUCAAUUAUAUGAUUUUAAAUAAUCUGUAAAAAUAAGGCUCUAUUGCAAAAGUUGUAGAAAUUGCCAGAAAAUUCACUGAAAUUUGGUAAUAAAUUGAAUUGAAGAGCUUAGUUAAAAGUUAAAAAGAUUCUGAUGAAUUAUAAAAUUUAUCAAAAGAAAGUUAGACUUAUUAUAGAAAAUACCAAACUCUACUUUCUAAUAGUAUAGACCACUGUUUAGAAACAAUAAACUUUAAGCUAGAAUAUUUUUUCAAGAUGAUUUCUUUAUAGAUUCAAUUUAGCUUAAAUUUUAAAAAAGAACAAAAAGAAGAAUACAGAGAGGAUAUAAGAUAAGGUAUAUAUGGAUGGAAUUAUGAUUAAAUUAAAAGUCAAUAGCAAAUUCUCAAAUCUAUAAAAUUCCCCUCCAAGAAUAGAUAUUAUAGCAUGCUUAUUGAAUUUUUAAUCACACAUAUUGAAUUAUAAAUACUCCCAAGGUAUUAAAAUACUAAAAAAUUUAUUGAAAGUGAAAAAUAUGAGAAAGCUGAUUAAAACCAACUAUCAGACGAUCAAUACAACAGUUUGAGCGAUACAAUUACAGAUUAACCAAAAGAGUUCUUCUAGUUUGCACUUAAAGAGUUUAGGAGGGAUAAGCAACUUUAUGGAAGCAAUAUUGACUUAAACGACUUCACUGGUUAUAUACUAGACAACAAAGAUAACUUAAGUAAAUUGUACACUUCUUAAGGAGAUAUAAAGAAUGAUCCCCAAUCAAACAAUGAUUAAGAAUAAAUUGAACAUUUUUCUAAAAUGAAGAAAGAAGAUUUCUUUGCAAAGGUAAAAAGUGAUGCUGAGGAAAUGUGCUCGUAUCUGCUUCGUGAGUUAUUUUGUUUCAAGAAUCAUUCUGAUCAGAUUUUAGCUCUUCUUAUGAGAAAGGAAUUGGUUGAUAUUGAUUUCAUAAAGACUACAAUAUUAAAAAUUAAAGAUUUGCAACAAUAGCAUGAAAAAAAAAUUGCAUAAUCAAUAGAAAUAGGAGAGUCUAAAGUAUCAGAGGAUGCUUCUAGAAAAUCUAGAAGAGGCUAAUCAGUUGGUCUUACAUAAUAAAGAGCUAAUGAUGGAGGUUCUGCUUCAAAUAAUCCAGCUGAGUUAGGAAAUGACAGUCCCUUAUUCAGCCUUCGCCCUCAUUCUGCUGUGAGAAAUGUGCCUCCUGCUGCUCCUUUAAAUGUUUCUGGAAGUGGAAGAUAAGAAUAAAGUAUUGGAAUGUUUUAAAUGCCUUAAAUGAUUAGCAGCACUUUAAACAGUUAAUUUGAUAAUCAAAGAUAAAGAAAUCAAUUUUUUGAGUCAUCUAUAAGUGAUGCUUUGGGAAGACCAAGAAUGCAACAAAAUAGAUAGUAUUUGUAUGGAAGAAGUAGAUAGGCUAUGAUGGAAAAUAAUUAAAAUGCUAAUUAAUAACUAAGUUAAGGGUAAAAGUAAGAAAAAGACUUGUAAAAAAUAGAGUAAAUAAAUUAAUUUAAACAAUAAAUUGCCUAGUGGAGUGAUGAUUACUUAGUAACUUAAUUUUAACAAGUGCAAGCAAGUCAUAAUAGAAUUUCUUAUGUUAUUUUUGCUACUCUCAAUCUUCUUAUUUCUAAAAUAUUUAAAGAUUUCAAAUUUAAGAAUCCCUUCAAAGGAACUAAAGAAACUAUUGCUAAAUUGCGUAAUAAUGAGUUACUACAUGUACCUUCAAAACUAGAUACCAACAGUUUAUAUAAGUUAGAAUUAAUUAAUGCAAUCAUGCCAUUUGCUGAAAAGUUUGGAUUUUAUUCAUACAAAGAAAUCUCAAGUGAAAAUCAAGUCACCGAAUCUUCUGAAAAAGUUAGUAAGACAAAUUAAUUAGAUGCCUAAAAUACAAUUACUUAAACUAAUUAACCACAAACUAUAAUUUAAGCCACUGGUAAUGGAGAAGAACCUUAAAAUUAAAGCCAGAAUAAUAAAAUUUUUAGUUUAAAAUUACUUAACUUAGAUGAGCUUGAGAUAAAAUGGAAGGAAGGCAAUGAAAGUUAUUAAAUCGGUAUUGAAUUUAUUAAGAUGGCUAAACACUUAUUCACAAAUGGAUAAAAUGUAUUCAGCUCAUUAAAAAAAGGUGAAGACAAAGAAAAUCAUAAACAGACAUCGUUUGAUGCUAUUACAUUCUUCAUUAAAAACUAGUGUCAUUUAAUAUAAAAGGUUAACUCUAUGAAUUUAAAGUUUAAAUAAAACUUGAAGAAAGAUCUUGAAAAAGCUGAACAAGAAGAACUCUAAGUUAUGAAGAGAAAUACCUAGAGUUAGGAUAAAAAUACUAAAGAUAAAAAAACACAAAAUAAAACUUAAAAGCCUGCUACUGCUAUGAAAGAGGAUGAGUCCUAAAAAAUGAUUGCCGAAGAAAAUCAAGAAAAUUAAGAAAAUGAAAAACAAUAAAACUAAGAAAAUAAAAAGAGAAUCAAUAAAAAUAAAAGAAAGAAAAAUAGUAAAAGAAAUAAAAAGCAGAAAUAAACCACCAAAGAAGCAACAAACGACAAUUAAAAUACAUCCUCUUAAAAGAAAUAAAAAAUUGAAAAAAUUUUAGAUGAAGAAAAAAGCUUACAAGAGAAAUUAAAGAAAUUGAAAGAAAGCUAAACCUUAAUUAAUAACUACGAAAAAGAAGUUAUUUCUAUGUUUGUUAGCCUAUUACAUUUUAGUAAUGAGCAGUAUGAUUACUAUAAUUAAAGCUUGAUUAACAUAUCCAUAUUGACAUUUAUUCUAGACACUAUCAAAUAAUAUUCUGAAUAGAGCAAAUAAUACUUAAAUUAGUUUAUUUAAGAAAAAGGUAUUUAUGAGCUUCUCAAAAUCAGAGUAUAGACAGACUAAAUAGAUUUAAUAAUUGAAAAAUUAAAUAUCUUCUUAACUAACAUCACUCAAGACCCUACUAUGGCUUUAGCAAACUACGAGUCUAAGAUUAAAUAUUUCUUUUAUGAAAAGUGCAUACAUUAGCAAACACUGAUGUAUUAAAUUAAUAUUCCUUACUCAAGAAAACAAAAACGUAACAAAAAAGAUACAAAUAAAAAGACCACUUCUGAAGAUUCAUACUUAAAGAAGAAUAGCUCAACGAAAUUAAAGUUUGGUAAAGAAGAAUCUAUUUUUGAUAAUGUUAAUGAGUAAAAUAUGACAGAUUUUAAUACAUCCCCACCUAAAUAAACAUCACAAGCAACAAGAAAAUCUGUUUCUCCAUAAAAACAACAGAAAGCCCCUUCAUCAUAUUAAUAGCAAAAUCCUUUAUCUUUAAGCUAAUUAUUGAAGUCAGAUUUAUAAUAAAACUAACUACCAUAAUAAUUACCAGAUAAAAAAAUGAAAAAGAUUAAAGUUAGUAGAGAAGAGUUUUGGUAGAGAUUUGAAAAAUUUAAGAGCAUCCCUCUUUUCUAAGAAGUUCUUUCUAAGCUCUGCGAUUAGAAGAGUUUAAAUGUAAAGCAAAAAUCUUCUAAAAGUUCUAACUCAAAUGGAUCCUCUAAGGGAAAGUACUUUAAGUUACCUAAAUAAAAUUAACGUAAAUAAUAGCAAUCUCAAAGUGAUAUAUUUUCAAACAUCUAUUUGAGCUAAUAGUCGUAGCCUAAUUUAACAAACUAAGAAGAUCAAAGUUAAAAUUAAAUAAUUCAAGAUGCUCAAACACAACCUUAAUAAUAGAAUUAAAGCAUCAGCUCAAAUAACUAAUAAAACUAAAACACUUUAAACGCACCUAAAGAUAAAAAAAUUCAAAAAAGUAAGUCAACUAACUUAUCAUCUAAAAGAAAGGGUAAAUUCACAAAGAGCAAAAAGAAAGUCUUUGUUAGCAAGGAAUUCUUCAUUCUCAAAGAUGACAUUUAGCUACACAAAUUUUAAUUAAUUCCAAAAGAAAACUUCUUAUCUAACUUGUAAAACUAAACUUCUAUUCCUUUAGUUUCAUCAAAUAUCAUUCAGAGUGCUAAAAAAAACGAAAACAAUAAAAAGGACAUGAAAUAAAGAUCAGCAUCUGCUUCAGUUUCUAAAUAUGCCACUAAAUAAUCAUCUACUCUUUUCAAGCAAAAAAGUGAAAGUAAGCAACCAUCCAUUAAAAGUGAAUAGAACUUAGGAGAUGAUAUACAAGGAUAAGCAAACAAAAGCAAUUUAAAUCAAAAUAAUUUUGACUAAAUGAUCAACUUCGUUGCUCCUACAUAUAUUUAUGAAACAAUAAAUCAAAUACUUGAGAGUAUUGUAAUUCAAUUCACAAAGAAAAUUAUUUAAAAUUAUGACGCAAUUCAUAAAAAUCAAAACAACAAUAAAUAGUCUGAUUAAAAUGAUGACUACCUUUUCAAUAAUAUAAUAUUAUUAAAGGUCAUUUAAAUUAUAGCUAGACAACAAGCAAUACUUAUUCCAUAAAUAGUUAGAUUUAGAUGUUCUAAAAUAGUUAAAAAAAUUAUUUAAGGUCAUCCCCUUGAACCCGUAUUUAACAAAUAGCUUGGAAAUCAUUUCCACUUCUUGAAAUUCAUAACUAAAUGUGCAAAUUACUUUUCAAUUUCUCAAGUAAAAGGUCUUAUUUUCGAGCUAUGCUUAGACAAAUAAAUAUUAUAUGAACACUUCUAGAAUAAUAGUGGAUAAUAAUAAAAUCUAGGAUCUCAUCACCAACAUAAAACAACAUAAAAUACUCAUCUUCACUAAUAAACUUAAAAGCAAGCUUCUAAAAUAAUUUCUUUUGGUGAAGAGAUUAGGAAAAAAGUAUUAGGAGAAAUUUAUUCAUCAAUAGAAAGUGAAAUGAUGAAUAAAUAAAAUAUACUUGAGAGACCUCAUACAGUCCAUAUAUUAAUUUCAAAUAUUUUACUUCACAUAAAUUUACUCAACAUUAGAGAAGUUGCAAAAUUGUCUCUUAGAAAUUUCAGCUGUGAUUUUACUCACUUGAUUGACUAAUAUCAAUCAAAUUAAGGAAUUCAUUCAGAAUUCAAACAUGAAAAAGUAGAAAAUAAUGAAAACUUAUAGAAUGACUCAAAUGGUUAUAAUUUUGCUAAACUCUAUGGAGACAUCCUCAAAAAAUUUGAUAUUUCAAAGCUCAGCCAAACUUGCAAUGUCAUAGCAUUUGUGACAUCUAUCCUUGAAAUAUUAUAUUUGUUGAAUUAUUACUUUAUUCUUUAUCCUUCUGGAAUAAGUGGUAAUAAAAAUGAAGGCAAAAAAAAGAACGAAGACUACAUGAGCAAAUUUAUAUAGUCAUAAAUUCUUACUUAAAAAUUUUAAAAUCAUAUCAAGUAGUAUGCUUAGCACUAAGGAGGAGUCACUAAUAUCCUUAUUAAUUUCCCAAAUGAUGCAAUAGGAAUUCAAAGACGUCCCUUCAACUUCCAACAUGGCUCUGAGAGUGUUUUAAAUUAAUUGAAUAUGUUUAAUAGAAAUAUUAUUAGUUUUGAUCCUAUCACUGCAUUAAGCAGAUUUACUUAAGGUGCUACCAAUUUGUUAAAUCCCAUAGGUGGAAACGUAUCAAUUAGAAUGACUACUGAUAGAGAUCCUUCUUUCAUCUAAGAUAGCUUCCUCUCCAAUAACUUAAGAAGAAGCACAGCUUAAAAUAGCUUAAUAUUUUUAUCAAACUAGCAAAGAAGAUAGAAUAAUAAUGAAUUAGAUAGUAUGUUUGGAUAAAAUUAAGAUGGAAAUAAUGAAAGAAAUAGAGAUGAUGAGCCUGACCAUUUAAUUAUGGGAAGAAUAAAUGGAGCUGAUGAUGACGAUGAAGAUGAUGAUGAUGAAGAAGAAGAUGAAGAAGAAGAGGAAGAGGAAGAAGAUGAAGACGAUGAGGAAGAAGAUGAAGAUGAUGACCAUAUGGGUUAAUAAGAAGAAAGUAUGGAAGAUGAGGAUGAAGAUGAAGACGAUGAGGAUGAAAGCGAAAACGAUGAAGAAGAUGAAGAAGAAGAAGAUGAUGAUGAAAGCGAAAACGAUGAAGAAGGAGACGACGAUGAUGAUGAAGAAGUCGAUGUAGAUGAAGAAGACUUAGAAGAUGAGGAUGAAGAUUUAGAAGAAGAAGGUGGUUAUGAAGAUGAAUAUGAUGAUAAUGAUUAUGAAACAUAUGUUUAUAGAUAAUUUAGAAGAGGCCUUAGAAGGGAUAGAAGAAAUUUACAAAAUAACGAUCAUUCUUCACAAAAUAACGAAUUUUCAGAAAAUACGAAUCCCAACAGAAGUAGAAGAGCAGGAAGUCAAUAAAAUAGAAACCGAUUACGUUCAAAUGCAAAUGACGAAAAUGAACCUGGAUCUUAAUAAUCUAUGGGUAAUUAGUAGCAUGAUUUUGUUGCUGAAGAUCAAGAUAUAUCUUUGGGGGAGGAAUAAAAUUCUAAUAUUGGUGAUGAUGAAGAGGUUGAAAUUAAUUAAAACAAUCAAGCAGAAGAGGAAGAAUUAGAAGAAGAUGAUGAUGCAGUAGAAGAUCAAGAAGGAGUUGCUAUCUACUUAGAUCUUUCUCCAGAAGUUAGUCAUUAGCUAGAGUAAAACUAGAUUGCAAGUCAUGAAGACAAUUUAGGUGAAUACAAUCAUGAAGUACAUGGAGAAGAAGAAGAUGAUGAAAACGAAGAAGAUGAUGAUGAUGAAAAUGAUAUUGAUGACGAUGAAGAUGAUGCUAAUCGUGAUGGAUCAUAUGUUAAUGAAGAUUGGGAAAAUUAUUCUUCAGGUGAUGAAAUUUCAGACAUUGAUGGCUAAGAAGAUAUGUCUAAUGAUUAAUUUUAUGAAGAAAACUCUGUUGAAGAAGAAGAAGAUGUCCGUGAUAGAGAAGAUGCAAGUGAAGAUGAAGAAAAUUAAGAAGAAAAUUAAGAGGAAGAAGAAGAAAUAAUUCAUUAAGAUCAUGCUGAUGAAGAGGAAGAAGAAGAGGAAGAGGAGUUGAUAAGCGAAGGUGAAUCAAACGUUUGGAAUGAUCAUGAAUUCUCUGAAGAUGGCAGCCAUAUAGAUGGAGAAGAAAGUGAUGAAAACGAAGAUGAUGAAGAAGAAGAUGAAGCUUUUGUAGAGCACCCUAUAAAUAUCAUCGAAUUUGAUAAUCUAUUGAAUCAAGUAGAUGGAAUGGAUGAAGAAGAUGAUGAAGAGGGUGAGGAAAAUGAAGGCGAAGAUGGCAAUGAUGAAGAUGAAGAAAGAGAGGAUGGUUUAGAAGAAGAAUUAGAGAAUAUUGAAUAAAACAAUUAUAGACAAGAAAAUGCUGAUAAUGCAGAAAGCCGCAAUAGAAAUUAAUAAGGUGAUUUUGAAAAUAUUGAAUAAGAUAAUAAUGAAAAUUAAGAUGAGGAAGAAAUAGAUGAAGAUGACGAAGAUGAUAUGAAUCACAUCAACUAACCUGCUAAUGUAAGGUUUAUGAAAAACCGCAAACCACAUGAGAGAGAGUCUUCAAAUAAGAAUAGAGAAAAAAUAAAUGAAGAUCCAGAUUUUAAAAAAUAGUAAAAUACAAGAGAAGUAACUGAAUUCACAAAUAUCAAUAUGAGUGAAUGCAUAAGAGACUCAUAUAAAAGAUGCUAGAAUUCUAUUCAUCUUCACUACAUUGGCACUCAGUAAAAUAUUCCCAACCAGACUUGCUUCAAGGAAGUUUAAAGAGAAGUUUCCUUUAUUGAAAAAUAAAGUGAAUAAUCUGAAGGUUCCGAAUAGGCUCUAGCCAAUACUUCUCCCAAAAAAGUAGGGUAAUAAGGUGAUUUGACUCUUGAAUAAAAUAAUAGAGUAUUUGAUAAAUCAGUUUAUGUUGCAUUAUUAAUUUACUAUAGACACUUUAAUUUCGAAAGUGCAUAUAAUAAGAUUUCUAGAAGUAAUAGCUCCUAAUACCACUACAUGGAGAAUCAAGGAAACAACCCUAACUCAGCUACAAAUGCUUAGCAAGAAUUAACUAACACUUAAAUGGUCCCUUCACCUUAUAUGGCUAAUGAUAGACGUAGCUAAACAAUUGCUGCUCAUUAAAGUAAUGCAACAUAAUACCGCUUAGGUUUGAGAAUUCCUCACCACAUGUAAAUGAGCUCAUAUAAUCGUCACGUACAUAGUCGCAAUUAAAUGUAGAACAGACCAGUUGAAAACUAAGAGUCAGAAAUCCCAGGUAGUUCCUUAAAUGAAUUGAUUUAAUAAGUGAAUAACUCUAGUGCUCAAAGAAAUGCAUAAAACAGUAACCUAAACAAUCUAAACUAGCUGAUAAGAGGAAGCUUUUCUAAUAUUGGUGGAAUUCCAAAUAUAACUUAACUUAUUAGAUAGAAUGCUCUAUUUGGUAAUCCAAAUUAAAUUUUUAACUCUAGCUCUUUAGCAGGACAAAGAAGCUUAAUGUAAAACUUACCCCCAGUUUUAUUAGAUUCAGGAUAAUUAGAUAUUGGAACUUUCAAUUUCUAAAUGAGAAAUCAUAUCAGUUAAAUAUCUUAGCCUUCUUCGAAUCAAUUAAGACAGAUGCAGCCUGCAUUAUCUCAAAAUCCAGUUUUAAGUCAUCGUCCGUUGUCUCCAUUAAAUCCUACUUAACACUUGGAUAUCUUAAUUAAUGCUACAACAAGCAUGAGUGUAGAGUAAAGUGUUAAUAAUAAUAGCAAUAAUAAUUAAAGCGAAAAUCAAGGACCUUCUCAAGAACUUUAGCAGCCAUAAUAGAAUGAUGUAUAAAUUUCAUAAAAUGUUGAAUAAGCAUAAAAUAUCAUAGAUAGCAGCUAACCUGAAAGCUAACCUUAAAUUCCUCCAUAAAAUGUAUCUGAAUAGUAAUCUUAAAGGAUUUAAACUGAAGAAGCUGAUAAUCUUUCAUAGAUGCUAUCAAUAGCAAAUAAUUAUCUUCCUACAUAAAAUUCAGAAUCUACAAAUUAAGAAGACAUAAAUUAGAUUGUUAAUGAAAUAACACAAAUUGCUCCUCUUUUCUAAGCCACACUAAAUUAAACCUAAAGAUCUUCAAGUGAUCGUUCAUCAAGUUAAAGAUCUGAAAAUAUAUAGGGAGAACCAAAUUUAAGUUCUAACUAACAGAACUCUUAAUCUGCUAGAAAUAAUGAAAAUAAUACCACUAGCAACAACGAUUAGGUUGCAUCACUAGUAAAUGAGUUAUCUUCAAUUGCUCCACUACUGAUACCUUUAUUUGAUAGCAGCUCUUCACAAUAAAGAAACAACCCAACAAACAGCUCUUCUAACUAAGAUAAUAGAUAAUAACCAAGCACUUUGAGCUAAAAUUCAAAUAAUUAAAGAUCACAAAAUACUAACAUUUAGUAAUAGAAUUCAUAAAACAGUCAAUAAGAUGAAUAACCUAGGAGUACUCCAUCCUAAUAAGAACCUUAAACUUCUUCGGAAGUUUUAGCUUCAAAUUAAGCUGUAUAAUAAAUUCAAUAGUAAUAGUAACAAAAUUAAAGAAGUAGCAGUUCUAAUAACUAAAGCUAUCCUAACCUAUCAUAAAAUUCAAUAAUGGUACUAUCUCGCUUUAAUUUUGAUGCAAGUUUCCUGACUCGUCAUGGUCUUGAUUUCCAAAUCUUUGAUGAACUACCUGAUGACAUUAAAGAGGAGAUGGUUAUAUCUUAUUUGUAAUAUCCUGACAAUGAACCAUCAGUUAGCUAAUAAAAUACAGAUCAGUAAAAUAAUACAACUUAAUAAACAUCUGCUAGUUAAAAUCAAAAUACUGUGGUGAGCAGUAGUGGUGGUGAUAAUAGUAGCGACAUUAGAAAUACUAUUACUAAUAAUGAUUAGCCUACCUCUGUUUCUAAUGUUGUUAAUUAAUAAUAAUCUUAAUCUUAAUCUUAGGAAAAUACAAGAAAUGUCAAUUAACCAAGUAACAAUCAACAAGAAAAUUAAAUUAUUUAAGUUAACCAAGCUAAUGUUGACUUUGUAAAUUAAGCAGACAUAAAUUUAAGAAUGGAAAUUUUACUUUAAUCAGAAGAAAACUUUUUAAGAACUCUUACUCCAGAAAUGCAAGAGGAGGCAAGAAGAUAUAGAGAAAACAAUGGAUAAAUAAAUAGAAAUUAAUUUUUUGAAUUUAGAACUGCACCUAGACAACAGCCAAACUAAUCUCCUCAGCAAAGCUCUUAGAUUGUAAAUUAAAUGGUAAAUUAAAUUUUCAAUAGUAACAAUUACAAAAGCUAAAAGAAGCAAUCCCGUCUGAUUGAUGACUGGAUUUAUAAAGACUAGUUUAUCUAUAAAAAACUAAUUGAAACAGAUGAUAAAUUUAUUGAAUCAAUUUUAAGACUUAUUUACUAUGGCGGUAAGUAGUAAUUCUAAUUCCCAAUAUAACUUCUAGAGCUAAUUUGCAAAAAUCCUAAUGUAGAAUAAAAAGUAUUUGACUCUCUAAUGUUUAUUUUGAUGAAUCCCAACAUGUAAGAAAUAAAAUAGGCUUACAAAAAGGAAAAUAAUGAAUCAGUAAUGGUAGAUGAACAGAAAAAAGAUGAAGAAGAUGUUUUCGAUUUCCCUCUUCUCUAUACUUAUCAUAAAAACUCAAAAGAGACUGAUUACAAAAAAGUUUAUUUGGAUGUCAGUCUAAGAAUAUUAAAAAUUAUUCAAAAACUCACUUUAAAGAGGGUUCUCUUCUUUAUUGAUACUGAAAAAGUAUAGAAAGAUAAUGUAUUAGACAUCAGACCUUUGAUUUAAAUUGAAAAAGAUAAAGGCAACUUGGGAUGUGUUCGCGAAUUGAAGAAAUUUGCAGAAGAAAUCAAUUCUUAGAUAUACGAUCAAAAAUCUUUCUCAUUACCAUACUUCUAAUUUAUAUAUUUACUUACAUAAGAUCCUUUCCGCAAUAACUAUGAUCAUCUAUACUUUUUACUCAGCUCAGUUUAAAAUAUUACUAAAAAACUUUUCUAAUAUCAUUCUGGAAAACAAGAAAUAGAAGAAGAAACUAUAUCGUCUAUACAUGCUUAAUUAGGAAGCUUAGUUGGUAAUUCUAGAAAUGCUCAAGGGUCUGGAAGAAAUGAAACUCAAAAUUAGGACAACCAAGCCUAACAUUCUAUAUUUGCAAAAGAUAAUAGUUUCUAGCUGCAUCCUGAUGUAAUAAGAUGGAUUUGCUCUAUAUUCUCAAGCGAGUGCUUGAAUGAGACUCUUAUCAAAAAGCUUUCUUUAAUUAUUAAUUAGCUAUGCUAUGACAAAACUAAUUUAGAUAUGUUCAUCACAGAGUUAAGAAACAUAAUUAAGCUUUUUAGUAUUUAAAUAAACAAAUAGGUAGUAAAGUGUUUACAAUCAAUAAAAAGCCUUGAUAGAAACUCCCCUUCUUUCUCUUCUCAAUUUAAGAUCCAUCUAAGCUAAAUUGAGUUUUAGAUUUCUGGAGAGAAAAAGAUAUAGAAAAUCUUCUAAAUUAUUUAUGAACUAUUUGAGAAAUCUUUGUGCUAAGUAGAAGAGGAGAGCAAAUUGAAAGAAAAUUCUUAGAAAAAUAAAUCAGCAUCUAAAAAUGAUUUAAAUGCUCCCAAUCAACCUAAUAAUGCAGAUAAUUAAAUGGAAUAAGAGGAAGAUGAAGAGGAAGAAGAAAAAAAAUAGGACACUACAUCUACAAAUAACAAUAAUAAUUUAAAUGCCCAUACUUAUGGAGUAAAUAGACGCACUUCUGUUUCUUAGACAUUUGAAGUACCAUAGCACAGAAAUAGAGGAACAAGCGUGAUUUCAAACUCUGGAGAUCCAAAAUCAAGUGUAAAAAAAUUAAAUAGCAAGCAGUAGUUAAAGGAGUAAGAAAGGUUAGAGAAUAUCAAAAAAGAAAUAAGAAGCAAAUUCUCCGAAAUUAUUUCUCACUAAAAUUUCAAUGAGCUAUGGAUUAAUUGUGCUGAGUUGUUUUCUUUACUAGGAAAAUAUGAACCUUAAAACCUUUCUUCUUACAAUACUGCUAUCGAAAAGUUGCAACCUAUUAUGGAAAGUUACUUUAUCAUUUUUAGAAUCAUGCAUGAUGAAGAUUUUGAAUUUUUGUUAAAAUCUUAAAGUCAAAAGAAGUAACAAUAAUAGAAACAGCAACAAAAAUAAAUCUCUUCUCUUGCAGACGACGAAACUGUAGGAAAUACUGAAGAAUUAUCAUCUCUAGAUUUUGAUUCUCUCAAAGAAAAUAUAAAGGAAUUUGAUAUCUAGCAGAUAUUUAAGUUUAUAUGUGAAUAAUGUAAAGUUGUUAUCAACUAAAUGGUAAGACAGAAUCUUAAGUAGAAGAAAUCAUAAACUAAUAAAAAAUCAAAUGAUGUUCUCCAAAAAGAUCCCUUUGAAAUUAUUUUUAAGAGACAUCCUUAUUUAAUCGACUUUGAAAAUAAAAAGAACUACUUCAAGCAAGAAAUGCAAAACUUAAAACUGUCAAUCCACACAUCAUAGAAAAGAAAGAGAAUAAAAGUAAGAAGAAACCAUGUUUUCGAAGAUUCUUUCUAAUAAAUCGAUUCUAUGAAACCUGAAGAGCUCAAACACAAAUUUAUAAUUGAAUUCGAUUAGGAAGAAGGUAUAGAUGCUGGUGGAUUACUUCGUGAAUGGUUUAUACUUCUUUCCAAGGCUAUUUUCAAUCCUGAUUAUCUCUUAUUUAAACCUUCUUCAACUGGAAAUACCUACUAGCCAAAUAAAAACUCAUAUUUUAAUGAUAACCAUCUUUAAUACUUUAAAUUUGUUGGAAAAGUUGUUGGCAAAGCUUUGUUUGAAGGUCAACUACUCGAUGCUUACUUUACCAGAUCUUUCUAUAAGCACAUUUUAGGGCAGCCAUUAACUUAUCAUGACAUAGAAGAUUAAGAUUACCAAUUCUAUUAGAGUUUAAAAUGGAUUAUGGAGAACGACAUUUCAAUAAUUGGUGAUGAAAUGACAUUUUGUUACGAAGAGUGUGUAUUUGAUAAUAAGUAAAUCAUAGAUUUAAAACCUGAUGGAUAGCAUAUUAAGGUAACUGAAGAUAAUAAAUAAGAAUACGUUAAGCUUAUCUGCUAUGCAAAAAUGGCAAAAGACAUAAAGGCACAAAUAGAAUAUUUCCUUGAAGGUUUCCAUGAAUUAAUUCCUUACGACCUAGUUAAGAUAUUUGAUUCUCAUGAGCUUGAAUUGAUGAUAUCCGGUCUUCCUGACAUAGACAUUUAAGAUCUUAAAGAAAAUACUGAAUAUUAGAAUUACACUCAAAACAGCAAAGUUAUAGAGUGGUUCUGGUAGAUUAUGGAAGAAUUCGAUAAUUCAGCUAGGGCAUCAUUCUUAUAAUUUGUAACAGGUACUUCAAAGGUUCCAGUUGAGGGCUUUAAAGGAUUAAGAGGUAUUUCUGGUUUACAGAAAUUCUAAAUUCAUAAAGCUUAUGACCCAAAGAAACUUCCUAUAGCUCAUACAUGUUUCAAUUAACUUGACAUUCCCGAAUAUCCAAGUAAAGAAAUCUUAAAGAAAAAACUUCUUUUAGCAAUAUCUGAAGGUAAAGAAGGAUUUGGCUUUGCUUGA
Molecule: messenger RNA, 17100 nt
Organism: Tetrahymena thermophila SB210
Lineage: Eukaryota; Ciliophora; Oligohymenophorea; Hymenostomatida; Tetrahymenidae
Product: HECT domain ubiquitin transferase
Exons: 19
Biological process (GO): proteasome-mediated ubiquitin-dependent protein catabolic process; positive regulation of protein catabolic process; protein polyubiquitination
Molecular function (GO): ubiquitin-protein transferase activity
Source: RefSeq, a predicted model, not a curated record